Molecule: messenger RNA, 1746 nt
Organism: Geodia barretti
Lineage: Eukaryota; Metazoa; Porifera; Demospongiae; Tetractinellida; Geodiidae
Source: the annotation of a GenBank genome assembly
AUGGAGGACGAGAUACAGCGGUUUGACGCGGAGGUCGACCGGUUCCAAACCGGGGAACUGGACAACACCGUGUUCACGCCUUUCCGGCUCCGCCAGGGAGUGUACGGCCAACGGCAAGCCGAUGUGCAGAUGAUCCGGGUGAAGCUGCCCGGCGGCAUCAUUUCGGCGGACAUGCUGGACUGUUUCGGUGACAUCACGGAGAAGUACGCGCCGCUGAAGAAGGGACAUAUAACCACGCGGGAGAACAUCCAACUACACCACAUUCCACUGGAGCAGACAUCCGUAGUGCUGCGCCUCCUGGGAAGCGUGGGGUUGUCCACCCGAGAGGCGUGCGGGAACACGGUGCGCAACGUAGUUGGGGCGCCGACAGCCGGCGUGAGUCCGCAGGAAGUUUUCGACCCGACGCCGUACCUGACGGCGUACGUUCGGUUCGGCGUGCGUCACCCGAUCACGCAGGGUUUCCCCCGCAAGUUCAAGUCGGCGUUUACCGGCAACGACCAACGGGACGAGGUGGCGGCAGCGAUCCAGGACCUGACCUUCGUGUCCCAAUUCAACGAAGUGGACGGCGAGCAACGCAAGGGGUUCAAGGUUUACUGCGGCGGCGGUACGUCGAUCAUGCCCCGGCUGGCCAAGCCGCUGUACCAGUGGGUGUCCGAGGAUGACUACCUGCGUGUUGCCCUGGCGGUUUGGACCGUGUUCAACAACGCCGACAUGCUCCGCAAGAACCGCAUGAUGGCGCGGCUCAAGGUGCUGAUCGAUCGCAUCGGGCUGGACGAAUUCCGCGACAUGGUGGACGCCGAAUUGGCGAACAUCGGGCCCAUCGAUUUUCGGUCGUUGAUGACUGCCGAGGAAAUCCAGCGGGAAGACCCGCCGGCGCAACCGCCAGCAGGGAACGGCGACCUCAGUGACCCCGAGUACCAGGCUUGGCUGGAAGCGAAUGUAGAGUCACAACGGCAGGACGGUUACCACGUCGUCUACAUCAAGACGGUGCGUGGAGACCUGACGCCGGAGCAGUUCCACGGGCUGGCCGACAUCGUCCGGAAGUACACUGGCGGCAAGGCGCGAACCACACAGGAGCAAAACCUGGUGCUGCGGUGGGUGCCGGCCGGUUACCUGCACGACGUCUGGGAAGCAUUGAACGGACUGGAGUUGGGCGAAGCCGGGCAUAGUCACAUCAGCAACGUGGUGUCCUGUCCGGGAACCGAUAGCUGCAAGCUGGGCAUCACCGCAUCCAUGGGAUUGGCCCAGGCGCUCCGUAGCGAGAUGGCGGACUGGAACGGCCUCGCCGAGGACAAGGGCGUGGGCGAUAUCCGCAUCAAGAUGAGUGGAUGUCCCAAUGGUUGCGGGCUGCAUCACAUCGCCAACAUCGGGUUCCACGGAGCGGCGGUGAAAGGCGUGGAUGGGAAGCAGAUUCCGUCCUACGAGUUGUUCCUGGGCGGAAAUUACGGCGACAACCAGGUGGAGGAUUCCCGCAUCGGGACGCGGGUGCCGAAGGUCAAGGUGCCGGCCAAGCUGGUACCGUCGGUGUUGAAGGACAUCGUCACGUACUACAAGGACCAUCGCGCCGACGCAACCGAACGGUUCAACGAUUUCCUGGACCGGGUGGGCCUGGAGGAAAUGACCUCGGUGGCGGCGCGCGCCCAAGAGGUCGGACACGAGGCACAAGGCGGCGGCGAGAUGUACUUCGACUGGGAACGGACCGACCAGUACGUGCUGGAGCGCGGCGAAGGCGAGUGCGCGGUUUAG